AUGAACCAGUCCAGCCAGGACCAGAGUGGAGUGGGAACAGCAGACCCUGAUCAGGACUCUCCCAACGUCAUUGUCUACCGAAAGAUUGAGGAGAUAGUGACUCGUAUCCAGGAUGAGACUGAGGGCGUUCCCAUCAGAACUGUCAAGAGCUUCCUGACCAAGAUACCCAGCGUCGUCACAGGUGCAGACAUAAUACAGUGGCUGAUGAAGAACCUAGCCAUUGAAGAUCCAGCUGAGGCCAUCCACAUCGGGAGUCUGAUUGCUGCUCAGGGAUAUCUCUUCCCCAUCUCUGAUCACGUUCUGUCACUCAAAGACGAUGGAACCUUCUAUCGCUUCCAGGCUCCAUAUUUCUGGCCUUCUAACUGCUGGGAGCCAGAGAACACAGACUAUGCUAUCUAUCUGUGCAAGAGGACCAUGCAGAACAAGACUCGUCUGGAGCUGGCUGAUUAUGAGGCGGAGAACCUAGCCAGACUACAGAGAGCCUUCACUAGGAAGUGGGAGUUUGUCUUCAUGCAGGCCGAGGCUCAGGUCAAGAUCGACACGAAAAAGGAUAGAAUUGAGAGGAAGAUUCUAGACAGUCAAGAAAGAGCUUUCUGGGAUGUCCACAGGCCUGUGCCAGGUUGUGUGAACGUCACAGAGAUGGACAUCAGGAAAUGCAGACGUAUGAAGAACCCACAGAGAGUCAAGAAGUCAGUGUAUGGACUGAUAGAGGAGGGUCGGUCACAGAGCCCGGUACACAGACCCUCACAACUAGCCAGGAAAGGCACCAAAGAGGAUGUGGAGAAAGAGAUUGUGUUUCUUAACAGCCAGUUGGACCGACACUGUAUAAAGGUUUCAAAAGUCGCUGAGAGUCUGAUGACCUACACUGAGCAGUACCAGGAGUAUGACCCGUUUGUGGUGUCACCAGAACCCUCCAACCCCUGGACCAGUGACGACCUCUCAUUCUGGGACCUGGAGGCCAGUAAGGACCCCAGUCAACAGAGAGUGAGGAAGUGGGGUUUUUCUCUAGAUGAAGCUCUGAAGGAUCCGGCAGGUCGCGACCAGUUCCUCAAGUUCCUGGAAUCAGAGUUCAGCUCAGAGAACCUACAGUUUUGGUUGGCUGUCCAAGAUCUGAAGAGGCAGCCUCUGGAGAACGUGGCAGAACGGGCUCAGGAGAUCUGGACAGAGUUUCUGGCAGAAGGCGCUACCAGCUCCAUCAACCUGGACUCACACAGCUACGAACGCACCAGCGCCAACCUUAAAGACCCGGGACGAUACAGCUACGAAGACGCUCAGGACCACAUCUAUAAGCUGAUGAAGAGUGACAGCUACACACGGUACCUGCGCUCCAACGCUUACCAGAACCUUCUGAUCGCCAGGAAGAAGCCUGAGACGGAGCAGCAGCAGGGAAGACGCACCUCUCUGGAGAAGUUCACACGCAGCGUGGGCAAGUCACUGACGGGCAAACGGCUGACGGGCCUGAUGUCCUGAACCAGGCCUGGGGCUAGAGUAAGACAGCCAUGCCCACUGGACACAACGUCACCCACAUAACUGACUCCAGAUCAGUUUCCUGAGCUCCAGCGGAGGACAGACAUCAUGCAAUAAAGUCACUUAGAUCUGACACUGGGCGAGUGGCUGCGUCUCAAGUGGCACCAUGUCGUCUUAUAUAGUGCACUAUUUCUGACUAGAGCCCAUGUGAUUUGUGUAAUCCAUACAAGAAAGUGUACACUUUGAAGACUGGCAACAUCCUAGCCUGGGCAUUAGUCUAAAGUAGUGGAGACUGGCAACAUCCAAGCCUGGGCCUUAGUCUAAAGUACUGGAGACUGGCAACAUCCUAGCCUGGGCCUUAGUCUAAAGUAGUGGAGACCGGCAACAUCCUAGCCUGGGCAUUAGUCUAAAGUAGUGGAGACUGGCAACAUCCUAGCCUGGGCAUUAGUCUAAAUUAGUGGAGACUGGCAACAUCCUAGCCUGGGCUUUAGUCUAAAGUAGUGGAGACUGGCAACAUCCUAGCCUGGGCCUUAAUCUAAAGUAAUGGAGACUGGCAACAUCCUAGCCUGGGCCUUAGUCUAAAGUAGUGGAGACCGGCAACAUCCUAGCCUGGGCAUUAGUCUAAAGCAGUGUACUAUGAAGACAAUAAGGUGCAAUUUGGGACGCAGACACUGUAGUUUAUCAACAUAUAACUCUGCCCGCUCUCUCUCUGUCUCUCUCUCUCUCUCUGGCUCUCUCUCUCUCUGUCUCUCUCUCUCUCUCUGGCUCUCUCUCUCUCUGUCUCUCUCUCUCUCUCUGUC
Oncorhynchus nerka (sockeye salmon) is the source of this 2267-nucleotide messenger RNA. Its product is annotated as regulator of G-protein signaling 6-like. Gene Ontology annotation, cellular component: cytoplasm; neuron projection. The transcript has 17 exons. Gene Ontology annotation, biological process: regulation of G protein-coupled receptor signaling pathway; positive regulation of GTPase activity; intracellular signal transduction. Lineage: Eukaryota; Metazoa; Chordata; Actinopteri; Salmoniformes; Salmonidae. The record is from RefSeq and is a predicted model, not a curated record. Gene Ontology annotation, molecular function: GTPase activator activity. The coding region runs from base 1 to 1470 and encodes 489 amino acids.